AUGCCGAAUCCUUCCUGUGAGUUUCCCGAAGUGUCGACCUUACGCUCUGGUGGACAGCCCGACGACCACGCCGUGGUCCGUAGUGCCAAUCGACGGCCUGUUUAUACGUUGCAUGCUGUGUUCCUGCGGAUUGAAAUUGUACAAGGCAUAUUGACUGCCUUGGUCAGGUUCUUCGUCCCACGUCAAACCAUCCGCAGCAUGGCCGACGAACGCCGAAAGCAGAUUUUGGCCUCCCGUCGCACUACCCUGCUCGCCUCGCUAGGACGUGCUGAGCAGUUUAUGGCGCAGUACCAGGAGGAACGGGACAAGCUCGAGGUCGAAUUGCGGUUGGAGAAUUUGGACGUGAUUUGGCAGGGGUUGGAGGACGUGCAGGCCGAGUUAGAGGAAAUGGAGGAAGGUAACGAAGGCAUGGUGAGGAAUCUGUCCUAUCGCUCUAACUUUGAACCGUUGCUCUUUAAAAUAAAAGCUUUCCUACGCUCUAAACUUCCUGCUCCUAUUAAUGUGAACGGAAAUCUUCCUCCACCCACUACCACCGGGGCUCCUUCCACUCUAAAGGGUCUGAAACUGCCUACUAUCUCGUUGCCUGAAUUCUCGGGGGACUACAAAGACUGGCUAGCCUUUCACGACACGUUUCUGGCACUAAUACACACAAACACGGAUGUGGCGGACAUCCAAAAAUUCCAUUAUCUAAGGGCUGCUAUCAAAGGUGAAGCAGCUCAACUAAUUGAGUCAAUUGGGAUUAGCGCGGCAAAUUAUCCAUUGGCUUGGGACGCUCUCGUCAGCCGUUACGCAAAUGAGUACCUCCUACGAAAACGCCACCUCCAAGCACUGUUGGACUGUCCGAAGAUGAAGAGAGAGUCUGCAUCCGCCUUGCAUGCCAUAGUUGAUGACUUCGAGCGGCAUGUGAAAAUAUUAGGUCAGCUGGGCGAACCUGUGGAUAACUGGAGUACCAUGCUAGAGCACAUCCUUUGUACGCGAUUGCAUGAUGAUACCCUGAAGGCCUGGGAGGAUUAUGCGUCCACUCUGAAUGCUGUUACGUACAAACACCUCGUUGAAUUCCUCCAUCGUCGUAUGCGAGUCCUCGAAUCGAUCUCGGUUAAUCAGCACCAUCAGUCCACCACUCCACAACCACAAUCUUCGUUUCCCAGAAAGCCAUUUCCGAUCAAGGUUUCUUCCCACGCAGCCGUUGAAGGUUCGUCGAUGAAAUGCUACGCCUGUGAUCAACGCCAUCCUCUGAUAAAGUGCUACAAGUUCGAGAAGUUUCCGAUUGCCGAAAAGAUGAGUCUCCUCAAUUCCAAACGACUUUGUCUCAACUGCUUCCGCAACGACCAUCUCGCUCGGAAUUGUGCCUCUAAGUACAGUUGCAAGGUUUGUCAAAAGCGUCACCACUCCCUGAUCCACGCUGCCUACUCUGAGAGUUCCAAUCGUCCCAAUGUUGAACCAUCGUCGUCAGGUGCUUCCAAGUCUUCCGUGCAAACCAACGUAGCCACUUCGGGUCCAGCCGAACUGCUGUCAGCGUCCACGUUGUCCAAGCCAGAAGAGAGCGUUUGCAGUAUUCCAAUGCAAGGUUGUGGUAGAAACGUCUUCAUGUUGACAGUGGUUCUCAAGGUCGUCGACUGCUAUGGUCAAGAGCAUUUGGCACGUGCUCUAUUGGAUUGUGCAUCCCAGCCGAACAUAAUCUCCGAGAACAUGGCGCAGAUCCUACGAUUGCAACGCAGCAAAGUGAACGUUUUGAUUCAUGGAGUUGGAGAAAAGCCUCAGCACGCUCGCAAUGCUGUCCGAACGCAGAUUCGCUCACGAAAGGAAGAUUUCGCUCUCGACGUUGAUUUCCUGGUCCUUAAAAGCGUCAUCCCUAAACUUCCUGCCCAAGACGUGCCCAUCGCAGAUUGGAACCUGCCCCAAGACUUGUUCUAUGCUGAUCCAAACUUCAACCUGAGCUCCGGUAUUGACAUGAUCAUCGGGAAUGAACACUUCUUCUCAUGCUUCAAGUCUGCUGCCAGAAUUCAUUUGUCCGAUUCCCUACCACUGCUGGUAGACAGCGCCUUCGGUUGGAUAGUAUCUGGUGCCGUCAAUACCCCCAAGAACCGCCAAGAAGCAUCCGCUUGCUCCAUCACCACCAUGUCCUUGGUAUCGCUCGAAGAAAGUUUGGAACGUUUCUGGGAGAUAGAGGAACUUCCGACCAGAUCUGCUUAUUCGAUGGACGAGAAGAAAUGCGAAGACCUCUAUGCGUCAACAGUCAGUCGGAACCCUGAAGGACGAUACAUAGUACGACUACCACGGAAACAAAAUUUUGAUGAGCUUAUUGGAGAAUCGAGAGCUACAGCACUGCGUCGUUUCGAGCUCCUCGAGCGCCGACUGGACCGAGAUUCCCAGUUGAAAGAGGAGUACCAUAAGUUCAUGCGAGAGUAUUUGGAGUUAGGCCAUAUGCGAUUGGUGUCCGACGAGGAGGUUGAAGGAUCAAACCAAUGUUUCCUUCCGCAUCACCCAGUGCUAAAGGAGGCCAACACGACAACAAAGGUCCGCGUCGUCUUUGAUGCCUCCCCCAAGACGUCCUCCGGUCACUCGCUGAACGAAGCAUUACUCGUAGGGCCGGUAGUGCAGGACGAUAUUCACGCCAUUUGCCUUCGCUUCCGAACCUUCCCAGUAGCCGUGGUGAGUGAUGUAGCGAAAAUGUACCGCCAAGUUUUGCACCAUCCAGACGACACACCGUUCCAACAAAUCCUGUUUCGCUUCCAUGAUGCUGACCCAGUCCAAACCUACCGCCUUCUGACUGUAACGUACGGCAUGGCACCCUCUUCCUUCCUAGCAACGCGUACAUUAGUUCAACUGGCCGACGAUGAAGGAGAUGCGUACCCUCUGGGAGGACCAGCAGUCAAAAAAGGAUUUUAUGUUGACGACUUUAUUGGUGGUGCACAGUCGAUUCCUGAAGCCAUCCAGCUGAGGACUGAAUUGGGAGAACUGAUGGCGAAGGGCGGAUUCUGUCUGAGGAAGUGGACCUCCAACAAGCUUGAAGUUCUACAAGGACUGGAGCCUGACCAAAUCGGGACUCAAUCCGCAAUACAAUUCGGCAAGGAUGAAACCAUCAAGGCUUUGGGGAUUUGUUGGGAACCCGAGGCAGACAUCUUCCGAGUUGAAACCGCAUUACGACCUAGCCAUGGACCGAUCACGAAGAGAACCAUUCUGUCCGGCAUAUCCCAGCUGUUCGAUCCCCUGGGUAUAGUAUCACCCGUUGUCAUCCGUGCAAAAAUGUUGAUGCAGCUCCUAUGGGUGCAACCUUGUGGCUGGGACGACGCCGUUUCGGAAUCGAUUGCCGACAAAUGGAACAGCUACGCCAAGCAAUUACCGAAGCUCUCUGAUUUCCACGUACCACGCUACGCUCUCCUCCCGAACGCUACAAUCCAGCUCCACACCUUCUCUGAUGCGUCUGAAGCAGCCUACGGCGCAUGCACGUACGCCCGAUCCGUUGAUUCCCAGGGCAACGUAGCCGUCCACCUACUAGCGUCAAAAUCACGUGUCGCCCCACUGAAGCGUAUUAGCCUUCCGCGGCUCGAACUAUGUGCCGCCGACCUUGCAACGAAACUGCAUACGAAAAUCAGCGAGGCACUCCAGAUCGACAUUUCCGCUUCCUAUUUUUGGAGUGACUCCACCGUUACGCUCCAAUGGAUUCGCGCUCCUCCCAACAAUUGGAAAACGUUUGUGGCCAACCGCGUUUCCGCCAUCCAAUCAGCUACCCACGGAGCACAUUGGAACCAUGUAGCUGGAAAGCAGAACCCCGCCGACCACGUAUCUCGAGGUAUGGAAAUCGACGAGUUCAUCCAAUGCGAAGAAUGGAAACAUGGACCAAAAUGGCUUUCGCUACCAGAAAAGCAAUGGCCAUGUGAGCAAGUGCCAGAAUACCCAGAUGAUGGAAAGGAACGUAGAAAGGUCGUCGUGGCAGUAACCAGAAGCGAAGCACUCGUCAACCCAUACUUCGCCUCAUUCUCCUCGCAUUCCGCAAUGGUCCGCAUUACCGCAUACUGCCUACGAUUUGUCCGCUACUGUCGUGAAAAACGCCGUACACUUCCCUCCUGUGAUCCGCUUCCCAACAACGCACUUUCGCAAGAGGAACUCGCCGCUAGUCAGUCGAUACUCAUCAAGUUGACCCAGGCCGACGGUUUCAAAGAGGAGUUGAAGCACCUACGCAGUGGCAAUGCAGUUUCAAAAAAGUCGCCGAUCUGCCGUCUAAGCCCCAUACUAGACCCUGAAGGCAUAAUUAGAGUGGGAGGGAGAUUAAAUUUGUUAGAGCAACCCUACAUUACCAAGCACCCUGUCCUCCUACCAAAUCCUCACCCCUACACACGCCUUCUCGCCAAGCAAUACCAUCUUAAACUAAUCCAUGGUGGCGGCCGCCUCACACUAGCCGCUAUGCGCGAAAAAUUCUGGCCUAUUCGAGGACGAAGGCUAAUCCAGGGCGUAAUACAUGCCUGCUUCCGCUGCAACCGAGCGAGUCCCGUUCCAGCAACACAGCAGCUGGGCCAGCUUCCAAUCCACCGCAUUCGACCGAGCCGUCCGUUCAGCAUCACCGGCGUCGACUUCGCUGGACCUGUUUAUCUUCGGGCAAUCCACAAAAGAGCACAACCAACGAAGGCCUACAUCUGCAUCUUUGUGUGCUUCAGCACGAAGGCUGUCCACAUCGAACUGGUUGGGGACCUAUCGACACCCGCGUUCCUGGCAGCGUUCCGGAGAUUCGUGUCCCGCAGAGGUCGACCAUCCGAUGUCUAUUCCGACAACGGGAAAAAUUUUGAAGGCGCAAAAAAUGAGCUGGAGGAAAUCCAUCGUCUGCUGCAGGAAAACACCGACGACAUCCACACCUUUUGCGCCAACGAAUCCAUCAAUUGGCACCUGUGUCCACCAAAGGCGCCUCACUUCGGUGGAUUAUGGGAGGCAGCCGUUAAGGUUGCCAAAACACAUCUGUAUCGCCAGCUGGGGAACUCUCGCCUGACCUUCGAGGAGAUGACGACGCUGCUGACCCAAAUCGAAGCAGCAAUGAACAGCCGACCACUGGUGCCCCUUUCUGAGGAUCCGAACGACCUGGCGUGUCUAACUCCUGCACACUUUCUAAUUGGAUCAACGAUGCACGCAGUUCCCGAGCCGGAUCUCACGAAAGUUUCCCUCAGCAUGCUCGACCGUCUCCAAGCGACACAACGAGCAUAUCAACAGUUUUGGCACCAUUGGCGAAGCGAAUAUUUGCAAGAGCUGCAACUAUGCACCAAAAACAACAAGCCGAACGACGCUUUUCUUCCCGGCCGACUCGUAAUCCUCGUCGAUGAACAGCAGCAUCCGGUGAAGUGGCCACUUGCUCGAAUCGUCAAUAUUCAUCCCGGCAACGAUCAGCUUACGCGGGUGGUGACCUUGAAAACUUCCCGUGGUAUCAUCAAGCGGCCGAUCACAAAAAUUUGUCUGCUUCCUUCCUACAACGAUGACGAAUGCGUUCCUGGAGUCAGCGAAUGA
This is a messenger RNA of Aedes albopictus (Asian tiger mosquito), 5490 nucleotides long. RefSeq lists its product as uncharacterized. The record is from RefSeq and is a predicted model, not a curated record. Gene Ontology annotation, molecular function: nucleic acid binding. The coding region runs from base 1 to 5490 and encodes 1829 amino acids. The transcript is spliced from 2 exons. Lineage: Eukaryota; Metazoa; Arthropoda; Insecta; Diptera; Culicidae. Gene Ontology annotation, biological process: DNA integration.